UCUCCCUCUGCCUUAUAAGACGGCACUCGCGUAAGAUCUCGGCAAGAGGAGAGGACAAGAGGUAGGUAGUUUAGUUUGAGAAGCCAAAGGUUGUCUCACUCCCGGAAGACCACAGAACAACUCCUUGGUUACUAGAAAUAGAGGCACUGAGACUGGAUACUGAUAAAGCUGCCAAGGAUCUCAGCAGUCAGGAAUGUGCAGCCUGCAAGCAGACAUUUCAGUACAUAACAGGAAUUGAACAGAUGUAUCAUCAGCAACAGCUCCACGGCCAUAACCAACACCUGUCCUCAAGGCCUGGCUUACCUCCGGAGAAGCAGUUUCUCCUGCAAGGAGGGGAUGCAGGCCUCGUCCUCUCCACCGACGCUAAACCUCGGCUGAAAUGGACACCCGAGCUGCAUGAACGAUUUGUGGAGGCAGUACAACAGCUAGGAGGACCAGACAGUGAGUAUACGAUCAAAACAUAUUAUCCGUCACCAUACAUGUCAGAAUUCAGAAACACAAUGGUGGUGGAUUAUCUUCUAAAGUACGCAUGCAAAAUUCUUGCAGAAGCUACGCCAAAAACAAUCAUGAGGCUCAUGGGGAUCCCUGGACUCACCCUGUACCAUCUGAAGAGCCAUCUCCAGAAAUACAGACUUAGUAAGAAUCUCCAGGCCCAAGCUAAUGCUACCAACGCAAAGAAUGUGUUGGGCUGCAGGACAGGAACAGACAAACCGUGCGAACGGAAUGGAUCGCCAGCUAGUCACUUGAACACAGAGCCCCAGAUAAACAGGUCUAUGCACAUAAGCGAAGCCCUCCAAAUGCAGAUCGAAGUUCAGAGACGGCUGCAUGAGCAACUAGAGGUGCAGAGACACCUGCAGCUCCGGAUCGAAGCGCAGGGCAAGUACCUGCAGUCAGUGCUGGAGAAGGCGCAGGAGGCGCUUGCCAAGCAGAACGUCGAUCUCGACGCCGGCGUCCUCGGCGCAGCCGCCGCCGCCGAGACGCAGCAGCUGUCGGAGCUCAUCUCGAGGGCCUCGGCGACCAAGUGCGCCCAGCACGAGCACUUCCACCACCAGCACCUUGGCGGCGUCGGAGACGGGUCGGUGGACAGCUGCCUGACCGCGUGCGAAGGCUCCCAGAGGGACCAUGACAUGCUGUCCAUCGGCCUGUCGCCUGCUCCGACUCCGAGAGGCGGCGGCUACCCUUUUGAGGCGGCGAGGUCAUCAGGCAACGAGAGAGGAGGGGCGAGCACGAGCUGCUGCGAGGAGUUCCUGUUUCUCGAGGAGUCUGGCACUGGCAGGAGAGGUUCCACAGAUGAGCAGCAAGAGCUGGAUCUGAACAUCAACGACAGGAACACUCGAAGGCCUCGCAACUGCGAAAAGAUUGACCUGAAUGGAUCGAGCUGGAACUGAUGAUCAUUUAGCCAUUUAGGAAGGAGUUGAGGCGUCAGGCAAUGCCAGGCUUCUUCCUAUACGGAUAUGGGUGAUCAAAGCGAAAUGCACUAUGCACUUUCAUGUCCUCGAGCGAGUCGUUCGUAGUAAGAUGCGGGUAGAGCUACUAGCAUGGACAACCUGCGUGUUGUCGGCCACGCGUCAUGGAUUCAUGGUGCAGCAAAUAAGCAGCGACUGAACUGAAGAUAAAUUUCUCUUCCGAUGAGGGCAUGCAUGUGAGAAGAACCCAGAUGUUCUCCUCUGCCAUCUGAUUGACUGUAACUCUGUAGAUCGAUUGUAUGAUAUAUAUGCUAGUACAUUUGUUUCUGUCGCA
Messenger RNA from Setaria italica (foxtail millet), 1740 nucleotides. Its product is annotated as myb-related protein 1. Gene Ontology annotation, molecular function: DNA-binding transcription factor activity; DNA binding. NCBI's taxonomy places the organism in Eukaryota, Viridiplantae, Streptophyta, Magnoliopsida, Poales, Poaceae. The transcript is spliced from 6 exons. The coding region runs from base 243 to 1388 and encodes 381 amino acids. The record is from RefSeq and is a predicted model, not a curated record.